GGAAGCUAAAGUCGCCUUAAAAAGCUGUUGUUGUUGUUGUGAGCUGAUGAUCGUCAGGCAGCUGAUGAUGACAAGCAUGAGACUGUGAAGUUGGGCUGGGAUCAGAUUAUCAGUUCUUCGGUUUGGACUGAGGAGCUGUCACAUUCUUACCUGUGCAGGUGAUCGGUGUGUCAGCGCAUUCGGGUGAUACUAAACAUUAUUAAAACAGGAGCGCUGUGUGUGCAUGUGUCCCUGUGAGUGUGUGUGUGUUUCUUUUGAACUUUAUCUGAUAGAAACAAGCUCAGAUCUGAAGACGCGCGCUUCGUGAGUGCGGAAGUGAGCGCAGUCAGUACCAGCUGUGCGUCGCGCUGUGUGCGGCGGUUCUGGUGUACUGUCGGUGAUUUUCUAGAUGGGUUGCUCCCUCUCAGCGGAGGCUCCGGACCGGCGGCCGGAGCAGGAGGAGGAAGAGGAUGCGUUGCCGGUGAGUCUGAGCGCGGAGAGCCGGGAGGCGAUCAGGAGCAGUUGGAGGGAGAUCCAGGAGGACAUCAGCAGGGUGGGCGUCAUCAUGUUCGUCAGGCUGUUUGAGACUCACCCGGAGUGCAAAGACGCCUUCUUCACCUUCAGAGACCUGAAUGAUGUGAACACCCUGAGGGCGAGCAAAGAGCUGAAAGCCCACGGCCUCAGGAUCAUGUACAUCAUCGAGAAGACGGUCGCCAGGAUCGACCAGGACGACCGUCUGGACCAGCUGAUCCUGGAUCUGGGCAGGAAGCAUUACCAGUACAAAGCCCUGCCAAAAUACUAUGAUCUUAUGGGGGAAGAGUUCAUCCACGCAAUCCAUCCGGUCCUGCAGGAGCGCUGGACUUCAGACCUGGAGGAGGCCUGGAAGGUAAACAGAGACUCUGUUCCUGUACAUCACUCGCACCAUGAAGAAAGGCUACCAGCAGGCCCAGAGGAGCCACAGCAGCAGCUGAGAGCAGCUCGUCCCAUCACGUGGCUUCAGCAGCUCAGGACGGAGUCUUUAAAUGACAAGAUGUGUAGUGAAAAUGUUGUUUUCAGCUCUCAUGUGUAACUGUAUGAAUGUUUAACAGCGCUGAGCUGUGGGCUUUUAUUUUGAAAGUGAAUAAACAUCAUGUGACGAGGA
This is a messenger RNA of Pundamilia nyererei, 1120 nucleotides long. Its product is annotated as neuroglobin-like. Gene Ontology annotation, molecular function: oxygen binding; heme binding. NCBI's taxonomy places the organism in Eukaryota, Metazoa, Chordata, Actinopteri, Cichliformes, Cichlidae. The record is from RefSeq and is a predicted model, not a curated record. Bases 389 to 1048 code for a protein of 219 amino acids. The transcript is spliced from 5 exons.